Molecule: messenger RNA, 1216 nt
Organism: Brassica napus (rape)
Lineage: Eukaryota; Viridiplantae; Streptophyta; Magnoliopsida; Brassicales; Brassicaceae
Product: protein PHLOEM PROTEIN 2-LIKE A10
Exons: 1
Coding region: 1-1128 (375 amino acids)
Source: RefSeq, a predicted model, not a curated record
AUGGACCUCGUUCGAUUGGGAGAGAAGAGUCUCCUUUCACCUCAACGAAGAAGGAAAUGGCUGAUGAUCCUCAUCGCGAUCUCCGGCGUUUCCGGCUACGGACUCCGCAAGCUUUACCAUUCACCAUCCCUCGCCGCCAAGAGGAAACGCCUCGCGAAGAUAUUCACAGCUAUCUUCUCCGUAGCCGAAUUGAUCUCCGACUCCGCCGAGACCGUGUCCCUCGUCUCUCGCGACUUGAAAACAUUCCUCGAUUCCGAUUCCGAUCAAUUCCCAAACACCUUGAAACAGAUCGCUAAGAUCUUCAAGUCCAACGAGUUAACGGAUUCUCUCUCUAAGGCCUCUCAGGCCAUCACGAUCGGUGUCUCUCGUGGCUGCGAUUCAGAUUCGGGACCAAGUGUUGUUGAUAGAGUGAUCGAUAAGGCCUUAGGAUCUGGUUUCGUAUCUGUUGUUGUUGUUGGUAGCUUCGCCAAGAAUCUCGUUCUUGGACUUUACUCUAACGAGAACGGUGUGGAGUGUGAUUCUGAUUCUGAUUCUGAUUGGGUGAGCUUGCUUUGCGAUGACAAGUGUAGAGAGCUUUUAGCUGAUUGCAUCCAGAGAUUCACCAGCACUGCGGUCUCUGUCUAUCUCGUGAAGACCAUGGACAUCAACGCUUACGAUCAGAUCUUCCAGGGCUUGACUAAUCCCAAACAUCAGGAUAGUGUUAAAGACGUUCUUGUUUCGGUUUGUAACGGUGCUCUCCAGACUCUCGUCAAGACCUCUCAUGAGGUCUUUACUCCAAGGUCUAGUGCCGUGAUAGUAGAAGAAGAAGAAGACGAGUUCAAGAGUAGUAACGGUUGGAGUGAUGUAGCGGUUCCAAGCGACCAAAGGUUUAUGUUAGAUGUAACGGGGAGAGUAACACUAGAAACUGCGAGAUCAAUCAUGGGAUUCAUAAUGAUGAAUAUACUAGAAUGGUUUAGAAGAAGCUUUGAAGUGGUUAAGGAAGAGGUUAUAGAGAGAGGACGACAAGUAGUUAGAUAUGUUGGUGCUAAAUCUUCUGUUAUAGUCACGUUAUGCCUCGCGUUGUACUUGCACAUCAUCAUAAGUGGUUUUGUUCCGAGUUCUCCUAUUGGCGUUAGCCAUCAUUUUUAAGUCUAUUGGUUAGGUUAUUAUUGUGUAUGUGCACAAACUGAUUCUUAUUGAUGGGAAACAUAUAUAAAUUGGUAAGGUUAUUGUGACA